CUUAGCAGGCGCCGGGAGGACCAACGAACGUUUCCGAAUUCGCCGCAGAUGGCUCAGCGGAGGCCGGACCCGUCGUCACCGCCCCCCCACAGACUCCGCCCCCGCUGCGUCGACGCUCAGGCUCCGCCCCCGCUGCGUCGACGCGCGUACAAUGGCGUCCCUCAGAGCGCCCGGACAUGCGCACUUCCCCGGCACGAGCGGGAGGACACACGCGCGACCCGGAAGGCCUUCCCCCACACUCCGAAGCCGGCGCGAGGGGGGCCGAUGGCGGAGAGUGCGGCGGAGGCCCCAGCAAAGAAUGGCGGCGGCGGCGACUCAGGAUCCGGCACACUGGAACGGGGAGUGGCGCCCAUUAAACCUCAAUACCUCACCACCAAGGAGCAGUUCCACAAAUUUCUGGAAGCCAGAGGUCAGGAGAAGCCCAGCCAGGAAACCGACGCAGGAGAUCCUGAUGGCUGUGACCUGGCUGAGCCUGAGGCCAAGCGGAUCCGACUGGAAGAAGGGCAGGUGGGAGAUGGGCAGACAGAGGAGGCAGCUGAGCCCAGGGAGCAGCCUCAGGCUCAGAAGAGAGCCCGGGGCCAGAACAAGGGCCGGCCCCACGUGAAGCCUAACCACUAUGACAAGAAUAGGCUUUGCCCCUCCCUGGUCCAGGAAUCGGCCACGAAGUGUUUUUUUGGCGACCGCUGCCGCUUCCUGCAUGAUGUGGGCCGCUACCUGGAGACCAAGCCUGCUGACCUGGGCCCCUGCUGUGUACUGUUCGAGACCUACGGCAGGUGCCCCUAUGGUGUGACCUGCCGCUUCGCUGGAGCCCACCUGGGGCCCGAGGGCCAGAAUCUGGUGCAGAGGGAGGUGGCCCAGGCCCCUCCCGUUCGCAACGGCCUAGACAAAGCGCUGCAGCAGCAGCUGCGAAAGCGUCAGGUCCACUUUGAGCGUGCUGAGCAGGCCUUACGCCAGCUAGGCAAGGGCCACCUGCCAGGCCCCAUCCCUCCUGCCACAGUCCCUGAGGGUGCCCCAGGGCAGGACAUCUGUGACACCCAGCAGGCCCCCCUGGAGCCAGGCACCAACCCCCCUCCCGGCAGCCCUGUGCAAACCUGUGGGCCUUUGACGGAUGAAGACAUAGUCAGGCUGCGGCCCUGUGAGAAGAGGCAGCUCGACAUCAGUGGCAAACUGUACCUGGCCCCCCUCACCACGUGUGGGAACCUGCCCUUCCGGCGGAUCUGUAAGCGCUUCGGGGCCGACGUGACGUGCGGGGAGAUGGCUGUCUGCACCAACCUGCUGCAGGGCCAGACGUCUGAGUGGGCCCUGCUCAAACGCCACCAGUGCGAGGAUAUCUUUGGUGUCCAGCUGGAGGGCGCCUUCCCUGACACCAUGACCAAGUGUGCAGCCAUUGAGGUGGACUUUGUGGACAUCAACGUCGGCUGCCCCAUCGACCUUGUGUACAAGAAGUUUCCCCACCUGCACAGCAUGAACCAGGUGCUGGAUGUGCCGCUGACCGUGAAGAUCCGCAUGGGCGUCCAGGAGCGUGUGAACCUGGCACACCGGCUGCUGCCCGAGCUCCGGGACUGGGGGGCAGCCCUGGUCACGCUCCAUGGCCGCUCUCGAGAGCAGCGAUACACCAAGCUGGCCGACUGGCAGUACAUCGAGCAGUGCGUGGCGGUGGCCAGCCCCAUGCCCCUGUUCGGAAAUGGGGACAUCCUUUCAUAUGAGGACGCUAACCGUGCCAUGCAGACCGGCGUCGCUGGGAUCAUGAUUGCCCGCGGCGCCCUGCUCAAGCCAUGGCUGUUCACGGAGAUCAAGGAGCAGCGACACUGGGACAUCUCGUCUUCCGAGCGCCUGGACGUCCUGCGCGACUUCACACGCUUCGGCCUGGAGCACUGGGGCUCAGACACCCAGGGCGUGGAGAAGACCCGCCGCUUCCUUCUCGAAUGGCUCUCCUUCCUGUGCAGGUACGUGCCAGUGGGCCUGCUGGAGCGGCUCCCACAGAGGAUCAAUGAGCGGCCCCCAUACUACUUGGGCCGAGACUACCUGGAGACACUCAUGGCCAGCCAGAAGGCCGCUGACUGGAUCCGCAUCAGUGAGAUGCUGCUGGGACCCGUGCCCCCCAAGUUUGUUUUCCUGCCGAAACACAAGGCCAACGCAUACAAGUAGCUGCGGGCUGGGAGGGGUGUGGAGGCCCCCUGCUGUGUGAGAAGACAAUAAAUUUUAUUCUUUCAAAA
Messenger RNA from Pteropus alecto (black flying fox), 2216 nucleotides. It is a transcript of the gene DUS3L, whose product is annotated as dihydrouridine synthase 3 like. The record is from RefSeq and is a predicted model, not a curated record. The transcript is spliced from 14 exons. Gene Ontology annotation, molecular function: tRNA dihydrouridine synthase activity; RNA binding; metal ion binding. Bases 49 to 2148 code for a protein of 699 amino acids. NCBI's taxonomy places the organism in Eukaryota, Metazoa, Chordata, Mammalia, Chiroptera, Pteropodidae.